AAGGCGCCAUUGAAUUGUUUUGCCGGUGGACAGACGCAGAAUCACCGCGGCUGUGUGCAACUCACAGAAGCGAAGCGGCCGUCGGCUCCCCUGCAUUGCUAUAUUCUAACAAGCGAGUCUCUCUGUUUUUAUUAGACCAUCUACGCUAAAUCGACAAGAUGAGUGAAAUCAACGUGAAAAAGCUUAAGGUGAACGAGCUGAAGGACGAGCUAAAGAAGCGGCAGCUCUCCGACAAGGGGCUGAAGGCCGAGCUCAUGGAGCGUCUGCAGGCCGCGCUCGACGCAGAGGCCCAGGCCCAAGAGGAAGAAGCGACCGCGCCAGAAACUACGGAAGGAAACGAUGCCGAUGGAAACGGCGUUGCAGCCGAACAAGAAGCUUUGGGUGAAGAAGAGCCGGAGGGGGAAAGCAUGGAAGCCGAGGAGCAGAAUGGGGACGACGAAGAAGCCGCCGGUCAGGACGACGAAAUGGGAGAGGAGGAGGAUGGGGACGCCGGGGUGGAAAUAGACAAAGCCUUAGACGAUGAAGAGGAUGAGGAAGACGACAUCAUUGACAAAAUCGACGUUGAAGACGGGGAUGCGGACAAAGACAGCAGUGCUGAUCAGAAGAAUAAGAAGGGUGUUAAGAGACGCCGAGAGGAUCAUGGAAGGGGCUACUUUGAAUUUAUUGAAGAAAGCAAAUACAGCCGGACCAAGUCUCCUCAGCCGCCUUUGGAGGAAGUGGAUGAAGAGUUUGAUGACACCCUGGUCUGCUUGGAUCCCUACAAUUGUGACCUUCACUUCAAAGUGUCCCGGAACCGUUACAGCGCCUCCUCUCUUACCAUGGAGAGUUUUGCUCACCUUUGGGCAGGUGGCCGUGCAUCUUAUGGUGUAAACAAAGGCAAAGUCUGCUUUGAAAUGAAGGUCACUGAGAAAACCCCAAUCAAGCAUUUAAACAGCAAAAUCAUGGACUUCCAUGAUGUCCAUAUUGGCUGGUCUCUGGCUAAUGGAUGUCUGUCACUGGGUGAGGAGGAGUUUUCCUACUCCUAUUCUGAUAAAGGGAAGAAGGCUUCAAACUGUGUGACUGAAGACUAUGGGGAGGGCUUUGAUGAAAAUGAUGUCAUCGGCUGCUUCAUCAAUUUCGAGGCUGAAGAAGUGGAGAUUUCCUUUUCUAAAAAUGGCAAGGACCUUGGUGUGGCUUUCAAGGUCAAUAAGGAUUCAUUGGCUGACAAAGCCCUGUUCCCUCAUGUUCUUUGUCACAACUGUACUGUUGAGUUCAAUUUUGGUCAGAACGAGACGCCAUUCUUCCCCAAGUUGGAGGACUUCACCUUUAUGCAGCAGAUUCCUCUGGAAGAGCGUAUCAGAGGUCCUAAAGGACCCGGGGCCAAGAAAGACUGCGAGGUGAUUGUUAUGGUCGGCCUUCCUGGAUCUGGAAAAACUACCUGGGUAAUUAAGCAUGUUGAAGAGAAUCCUGGGAAGUUCAACAUCCUCAGCACCAACACAGUCUUGGAGAAACUGAUGAUUAACAGCGUAAAGAGGCAAAACAAAGACAUAACAAAACUUAUGGCCAUUUCCCAGCGUGUUCCUUUUUACCUGGGCAAGUUGAUUGAAAUUGCUGCCCGCAAAAAAAGAAACUACAUUUUGGAUCAGACGAACGUCUCUUCAGCAGCCCAAAGAAGGAAGAUGUGUCUGUUUGCUGGUUUCCAGCGCAAAGCUGUAGUGGUCUUUCCCACAGAUGAAGACUUAAAGGAGAGAGCGCAGAAGAAGGCAGAAGCGGAUGGUAAAGAUAUACCUGAGCACGCCCUUCUCAAAAUGAAAGCUCUCUACACGCUUCCAGAACAAGGGGACUGCUUUUCAGAGGUCACCUAUGUUGAGCUGCAGAAGGACGAGGCCACCAAGCUUUUGGAGAAGUACAAGGAAGAGAGUAAGAAUGCUUUGCCUCCAGAGAAGAAGCCCAACCAGGGACCCCCAACCCCCAAACGGGGAUCCCGACGAGGCAGAGGGCAAAAGAACCAGUUCAACAGGAGUGGUGGUGGUAGUGGUCAAGGCAAUCGUGGAGGCAGGGGUGGAUUCCAGGCCAGAGGAAACUACAGAGCCUUGCUUGCACCACCCCGUGUUAGUGGAUUUGAUCGUCGCCCACGGGGUUACAUUCUGCCACCUCCACCACCACCACCAGUCUACAGAGGUUUUCCUAGCAGAGAGGGUUACAGCAGAGGAGGGUCUGGUGGGAUGCAGAGCAGGGGAAUGUCUCCGCGCGGUGGACAGAUGAGGGGUAACAUGGCUAGCAGAGGUGGUGGAAUGAGCCGCGGAGGACAUGCCAACAGAGGAGGAAACAUGCACCACCGCGGAGGUGGACAAGGUGGUCCCAGCCACAGAGGACACUACCAGCAGAAAUUCCACGGCAGAGGAGGCCACCAGCAGAAUCGUGGAGGUUAUGGCAACAAAAACGGCUCUUUUGCCCAAGCCUUUAACCAGAGCUGGCAACAAGGGUUCUGGAACCAGAAGCCAUGGAAUCAACAGUACCAUCCAGGAUAUUAUUGAAUGCACAUUUGUAUUAAAGACUCGUGGCCUCUGGUGCGCAGCCACUGAAAAAACAAAACAACCAUCCACUUUUAUGGUCCUUGUUUAAAAUAAUUUUUUAAAAAAGAUAGUCCAUUUUUAAAUAAGAAGCAAGUGGCAAACAAACAUUCCGCCUCUGAAGUAAACAGUCUACGUUUGACGGAUGUGUGAUGGCUUCACGCUCAGAUUUUUUCGUAGAAAAGUUUUUCCUUCCCCUUUAAUUUUGUGUCACAGCUUUGAUUGAUAUUGUUCUAUCAGAAAUCACAGCGUUUGUCUUGUGCGAGUGAUGCUUUGAAUUUCAGGGUUAUGCAUUUUUAUUCUGUAAAAUGUCGUUUUUUUUUUUUUUUUUACGCAAUGUAAAUUAUUAUUUUAUUAUUCGUCAAGGUUUUUUUUGUGCAAGACUUGUGUUCUAGUGUGAAAGAAUCCAUAUAUACGGUCUUUUUGAAGCUUUUGUCAUUAAUGAAGCAACUUCAUGUUCAGUGGAGGAGUGAAAAUAUUGUUCUGGAUUUUUACUUUUUACUGUUUGUUUAAGCCCAGACUGUAACAGUUACUUCAUAGGUUUGCAAUAAACGAUGUGCUUGCUUUUCUA
This is a messenger RNA of Danio aesculapii, 3123 nucleotides long. It is a transcript of the gene hnrnpub, whose product is annotated as heterogeneous nuclear ribonucleoprotein Ub. NCBI's taxonomy places the organism in Eukaryota, Metazoa, Chordata, Actinopteri, Cypriniformes, Danionidae. Gene Ontology annotation, biological process: CRD-mediated mRNA stabilization; regulation of alternative mRNA splicing, via spliceosome; positive regulation of attachment of mitotic spindle microtubules to kinetochore. The record is from RefSeq and is a predicted model, not a curated record. Gene Ontology annotation, molecular function: transcription corepressor activity; poly(C) RNA binding; RNA polymerase II cis-regulatory region sequence-specific DNA binding. The transcript is spliced from 13 exons. Bases 159 to 2516 code for a protein of 785 amino acids. Gene Ontology annotation, cellular component: nuclear speck; centrosome; cytoplasmic ribonucleoprotein granule.